AUGGUAGCGAGACACGAAACAGUAAAUAGGAGUUCGUCGACGUCAUCGGAAACGGCUGGAGUGGUAACGGGUGGUGGAGACGUGAAAGUGGAUACGGGCACUGAUGACGUGGAUCAAGGUGAAGAUGGCAUGAUGUAAGAUGAAGUGUUU
This is a messenger RNA of Didymodactylos carnosus, 150 nucleotides long. The record is from the annotation of a GenBank genome assembly. Lineage: Eukaryota; Metazoa; Rotifera; Eurotatoria; Philodinida; Philodinidae.